This is a messenger RNA of Pestalotiopsis fici W106-1, 807 nucleotides long. RefSeq lists its product as uncharacterized. Gene Ontology annotation, molecular function: RNA polymerase II CTD heptapeptide repeat phosphatase activity; RNA polymerase core enzyme binding. Bases 1 to 807 code for a protein of 268 amino acids. Lineage: Eukaryota; Fungi; Ascomycota; Sordariomycetes; Amphisphaeriales; Sporocadaceae. The transcript has a single exon. The record is from RefSeq and is a predicted model, not a curated record. Gene Ontology annotation, cellular component: nucleus; cytoplasm.
AUGGCCACCAAGGCUCCCAAAUCAAUCCUGAAGAAGCCCUCAAAUCCCGGCGCCAUCGCAGCGGAUCAGGCCGCUGCCGCCAAGGCCCGCGAGGUCGCAGUCACCCACGCAAAGAUUAUUCACCAGCAGCGUGAUCUCGAAGACCAAAUUGGCGACUCCAUUAUUGAGCUCUCAAAGUUCCCUCUUGUACGCGACGCUUCCCACACCGCCAGCAAUCCCGCGCCGUCCGAUGCUGCCGCUUUCCGUUCUGGCAUUCGCCUUUUCCAGCCGGGAGAUUACGAUGACCUGAUCGAGGAGCGCAACGCUGAGGGGCGCUGUGGAUACACAUUAUGCCCGAACCCGCGCAGGCGCUUCCCGGGCGGCGAGUGGAAGAUCGUGGGCUCCAGCAUCCUGCCCAAGAAGGAGGUGGAGAAGUGGUGCUCGCAACCAUGUGCGAAACGAGCCUUAUAUGUCAAGGUGCAACUCAACGAGACAGCAGCAUGGGAGCGCGCCGGCAUCGACAGCAUUCAGAUUGAACUCUACGAAGAACCAGAGCAGAAGCUGGUCAAGGAUAUGAGCAAUCUGCAACUAGAAAAGGAGCGAGACGCAGUCAAAAUUGCCCGUGAUCUUGCGCUCGAGAGGGGUGAUAUAAACAGAGAAACCCAGCAAUCAGUGCCCAUCGAUCUGAGGGAGAAGACUACCGUCAAAGCAGCCCAGGAGCCAUCACUGGAGGAUCAGCCGGGCACCGACGGGCACCUCAUGCUUGAAGGGUAUAAGGUCAAGUCAGGUGAAAGGAACCCCAGUCCAAUGGAUAUGGACGAAAUCUAA